Molecule: messenger RNA, 4445 nt
Organism: Sarcophilus harrisii (Tasmanian devil)
Lineage: Eukaryota; Metazoa; Chordata; Mammalia; Dasyuromorphia; Dasyuridae
Gene: SSTR5
Product: somatostatin receptor 5
Exons: 3
Coding region: 286-1458 (390 amino acids)
Biological process (GO): neuropeptide signaling pathway; cellular response to glucocorticoid stimulus; regulation of insulin secretion
Cellular component (GO): membrane; neuron projection
Molecular function (GO): somatostatin receptor activity; neuropeptide binding
Source: RefSeq, a predicted model, not a curated record
UUAACUGAUGUUUGAACAAAGUAGGUUCACAGCUAUCAAAUAUAAGUAAGAAAAUAUAUUUUACUCUUAUUCCAUAGCAGAGAUACAUGAAAAUUUCAAAUAAUUAGCAAACAAGGCUUUCCCUUGGCUCACAAAUUAAUAUCUAUUGGAUAUCUCUGUACAAGUAUUGCCUCUGAAUGUGGCUUGAUUGAUUUAAAGCAUUAUUGAUCCCCAUGAGAGAGAGAUCACAUGUCAAGAAGAACUGUAUUUGAUUCCUGCCUCUGAAACUUAGAUAGCUAUAUUACCAUGGCAGCAAGAUGUCUGAAUUGUAACUCUCCUCAACUGUGGAGGAAAGAAAGGAAUGAAACCAUGGAUCCACUAUACUCGCUGCCAGCUAGUGGACUGGAUGACAAUCUUCAGGGAGAAAAUUUUUCCUCUGCUUUCAAUAGUAGUGAAAAUAAAACAAUGGUCAUUCUGUCUCAUUUGUCUACUGUUCACACAGUAAUCAUCCCCAUCAUCUACCUCCUUGUGUGCAUGAUUGGGCUCAGUGGUAAUGCUCUUGUCAUUUAUGUGGUUUUGCGGUACGCUAAGAUGAAGACUGUCACCAAUAUCUACAUCCUCAACUUGGCUAUAGCUGAUGUCCUUUUCAUGCUAGGUCUGCCAUUCAUUGCCACCCAAAAUGCCAUUUCCUACUGGCCCUUUGGCACCUUCCUAUGCAGGCUUGUGAUGACUGUAGAUGGCAUUAACCAGUUCACCAGCAUUUUCUGUCUUACUGUUAUGAGCAUGGAUCGAUACCUGGCCAUAGUACAUCCCAUCAAGUCCACCAAGUGGCGUCGACCAAGGAUAGCCAGGCUUAUCAGUGCUGCUGUCUGGGCCUUCUCAUUACUGAUGUCCCUUCCAGUCAUCAUAUUUGCCGAUAUCCAAGAUUUGAAUACUUGUAACAUCAGUUGGCCUGAACCAGUGAAUAUCUGGUCAGCAGUGUUCAUCAUCUAUACCUCUGUCCUAGGGUUCUUUGGGCCCCUCUUGGUGAUCUGCCUCUGCUAUUUGCUUAUUGUGAUCAAGGUCAAAUCAUCAGGGGUCCGGGUAGGCUCCACCCGGAGGAGGAGGUCAGAGCGGAAAGUGACCAGGAUGGUGGUCAUCAUUGUUGUUGUCUUUGUGUUUUGCUGGCUGCCGUUUUUCACUGCAAACAUUGUCAAUCUGGUUUUUAUCCUGCCUGAAGAAGCUGCCUCUGCAAGUGUAUAUUUCUUUGUGGUGAUCCUCUCCUAUGCUAAUAGUUGUGCUAAUCCCAUUCUGUAUGGGUUCCUGUCUGACAACUUCAAGCAGAGUUUUCAGAAGGUCCUGUGCCUCCGAAAGGGCUAUGGCGUUGAAGAUGGUGAUCCCACCGAUCACAGGCUAGAGAAAAGCAGCCGCCUGCAGGAAGCCAUGCUGUCCUCUCAAAAUACGGAAUUCAAUGGGCACAUGCAAACAAGCAAAGUGUAAAGAAACUCCUCCAUGAAGUGUAAAUAUGGUGGCUUGCUGGGGUGAAGAUUUCAAGAAACCUGGAUAGGAGUUAAAAUGGGGGAACUCUCAUAUUCCAGCUGUUGAAAAUCUUCAUAUUCCAUUUGCUAUCAAGUUUAGCAUCUCAGUUUAUGGAAUUACAGGAUCCUCAUCAAAAAUGGGGUUGUAGGGAAGAGACAAAACUCUUGUCAAAGUUGUUUAGUGUGAAUUGCCAACCUUAUCACCAUGGUGUAUUCCAAAAUUCAUCUGAUGCUUAAAAGUUGCUUCCUCUGAAGUUUGUUUUCUAAAGUAUAGAUCUGGCAUGAUAGCUACUAAUAGCAAUCACUUCAUUGCUUUGAAAGACUUGAGAGGGAAGAGGAGAAAGAAUGAAGACUCCCUCUAACCUUCCUUCCUACAUCCAUCAUGUUUUGUGAAAAUCGUGACUUUGGUUCUUUGUUUCUGCCUCUGUAAAAUGAGGGGGUGGUGGUGAACUGGAUGAUCUGUAGGGCUACUUCUACCUUUAAAUUUGAUGCUGCUUUCCCCAGGAAUAGUGAUGAGACAAGGAGUUUGGUAAACUGCCUCCAGUUUCCAUUAUCAAAUAAACUUGUGUACAGAGCACUAGUUGGGAUAGGGAUGAACAUAGGUGCAUUCAAACUUUCACUAAGAAAUGGUUCCCUGUUCCUAUUAGAAUGUGGGCUUUAAAUGUCCACUCCUUUCUCCAUUUUCAGAAGGGAUCUGAGGACCCAAUUUUGUGAGUAAUAUGGUCAAUAACUUUUUGAACCUUCAUGAAGAAAAGAGCCAAACUAAGUUCUACAGAACCAACUUUUGGCAUUUCUUUCCUUGAGUAGGUUUUUGGGCCCCCCUUUCUUUUUUGGAGGCCAAAUGUGACUUGUUUCAAAUAUGACAAUGGGGAGCAGAAACAAGAAAUCUAUAACCUUUUAAACAGUGCUCUUAUAUGAAGCUGAUGUGCAUUAGGAUGUUUGCUGAUAAUCUCCAGUGACAUAAAAUAUUGAUUGUUGUCCAGUUGACAAACUGCUGUCAUGAGGCCCUGUGUCUAUUUUGUUCUGUAUGUCUGUGAUAGAAACUGGAAUUUAAAAGUUAUUUUGUGAAAUUAAAGAGAAUCUGAAUUUUCCCUCACUGAGCUAAAGAAGUUCCUAUCUUUUCUUGUCAUUGAUGCAUAAAGGAAGACAAGAUGACUAUCACUUCAACCUGGAUGCCACUUUAAUCCUGUUUGACUUGUGAGGCUAAGUAAAUACCUUGGGGGUAGUGGACAGUAGGGAGCAGGGCAUCUUUUGCAGCUGUGAAAAGGGAGGGCUAAAGUGAAAUUCAAGAGUGGAUAGUGCAGAAGUCUUUAGUCGCUGCUGCCACUGGCUUGCUGAACCAUAUUGAUUCAGUGUUAGCAGAUACAACUUAAGUCAAACUGCAGUCUAUGGAUCAGAAGCAAGGAGUGUGUGCAUCUCCCUAGGCUGGCAAUCAAUAUCAAGGUCAUGUCUCCCAACUCAGCCUAGAGCUCUACCACUUCACAAUCAAUAAAUAUUUAUUGAUCAAAUAUGAACUCCAGUUCCUUCUUUAGCCUUCAUAUAUACACAUGUACACAGUCUUAAAUGGAAGACAGUUUCUUUCUUCUUCUUAUAUCACAAGGUCAUUCUUAUCCAGAAUCCCUAUAUCACUUUCCAGAGUCUGUUUUGGUUGUACUUUUGAGUCAUUGAAAUAUUUUCAGUAUGUGUGUGUAAAAGCUUCCUUAUUAAAAAUGUUCAACAAUUAUAGUUGCCUUUUAUAUGGAACAUACUAUUCUGAAGCAAACUCUGCCCUCAGGAAGCUUAUGUUCUAUUCAAUUUAUUUCAAUAAGAAGAUCCAAAAGGUCAAUAAUUCUAUUUUAAAGCCAAUGGAAACUUCUAAGGACUCUUGGAGUAUUAUUCUAAUCCUUAUGAUUACAGUGAUUACAGUCUACAUAAUUUUAUGCAGUUGGAUUUCUCUUCUUAGUUUCAAUUUACUUCUCUGUAAUUUGAAAACAUUGUACUAAAUGCCCUUUGACGUCUUUUUCAUUUUAUUCCUGUGAACCCAUGACACCCAAGCUUUAUCAAGCCUGGUGAUUCUUGACUAGAGUCAUCUAUCAUACACUCUAGGAUUUUUAGGAUUAUUGGAUUGUUUGCUUGUGAUACCAAGACUGACUUAGACUUAGAGAAAUUACUUUUUGGAGGUAUGAGAGGACUAGGAUUCUCUCAAUGUUUUCCUCCAAAUGCAACAAAACUGUCCCCGGAAUUUGAUUGGUCCCUGCUUCCUUUGCUGGAGCUCCCUGGUUACUAACUGGUAUUAAAUAAAUCCCAUUUAUGUGGAAGCGGGGGUCCUCCAAUCUGGUGGAUUUCUGAAGAUCACAAGCCACCAUUCUCUGUCCUGCUGAGUAGAAGGAGAUUGAAUCUGGAGAAACCAAGUGUUACUAUAUCUUUACUGCUAUCUUUCCUAUUUGGGAGCAAAUAAGACUUCUUUUUAUUAACUUGCAUGACUUAUGAAUAUCUCAUUCCAUCCUGACAAUGAACCUGGAAUAAGAAGGCUACUUCUAUCAUUAGGCCAACUUCUAACAUGAGGGAAUGGAACUUGGAUAAGGAUUGAUUUAUAUAGCACUAAGUGAAUGAUAAUGAUCAGUUGGCUGACUCUUGGAGAGCACAUGGCUGCUGUUGAGUAGUUGGUAGAUAUUCAUUUUAUCUUAUGAGGGUUGGUAGACAUAUUGUUUCAGUUUUAUAAAGGAGAAAUCAAAGUUUAGAGAGAUAAAGUGAAAGAUAUAAUAUCAGAAUAUCUGAUAUUGUAUAACUGAUAAGUGGCAAAGCUGGAAAUAAAACCUGGAUCCUUAGUGAUAGUCUCCAAGUUUGGAAGGACUGCAUUGAUCACCUACCUGAAGCAACCAGAGUUCUCACAAAUGAUCAACAGGCUUCCCCAUGAAGACUUCCACUGACAAUAACUUGUACCCAAUAAAACUCACCUGGUUUUGACUU